This is a messenger RNA of Gadus macrocephalus (Pacific cod), 2443 nucleotides long. Its product is annotated as gamma-aminobutyric acid type B receptor subunit 1-like. The coding region runs from base 919 to 1530 and encodes 203 amino acids. Lineage: Eukaryota; Metazoa; Chordata; Actinopteri; Gadiformes; Gadidae. The record is from RefSeq and is a predicted model, not a curated record. The transcript has 6 exons.
UUCUACUGCAGACGAGAAGGAGGCAGAGCAGGAGCCGCGUCCCUGUCUCCCAAUGACGUAGUGAGGAGAGAGAGAGAGAGAGAGAGAGAGAGAGAGAGAGAGAGAGAGAGAGAGAGAGAGAGAGAGAGAGAGAGAGAGAGAGAGAGAGAGAGAGAGAGAGAGAGAGAGAGAGAGAGAGAGAGAGAGAGAGAGAGCGGUGCACCGUGUAACGUCGUUUAUGUGUACCGUCGCUCUCUCCCCGAUGCCACGCCGCUGUCGUUGAUGUACUGACAGGAUUUAAUUUGGGUCCACGAAACAAGCGUGUAAUGAAUCCACCUCAACGCUCUCCGGACAUUAGUCUCCAUGAAACACACUUUUGCAUACAUUACUGUGGACACGGGCUGUUAAUGCUCUGGAGCAUGGCAGCAGAGCGGGCGGCGGGUGUGUGUGAGUACCAUUCCGAGGCAGCAGCGACACGGUGUUUAGUUACUAUGGAAGACGCUAACCGAAACCUCAGUCCUGUGUAACUUUGUUCCUGAUUUUGGUACUUUAAUAUUUGAUUUAUUGAAAUCGUAUACCGUUGUUUACCAAACGCACUUAAUAAAAGCACAAGUGUGUGUGUGAGCCUGAACUGUCUGACUGUAGUGUCGAGGCGUCACUGAGGGCUGGAGGACUGUGAGGACUUCCCCGGGAGGAGAGCUUCGUACCGCGGUUCUGGACGUUUAAACACCCGUAACACGGUGCAACUGGACCUUUAAACAUCCGUAACACGGUGUUUUAAAACAGUGUUUGAUAGCCUAGCCCCUAGCAUCCCGUCCGCCGGGCUCUUGGCGCUCAACCGCGCGUGUUCGCGUAGCUGCUCCUGGUCCAAUCACGCGGAGCUAUCUCCCGCCCGCCACCGCCGUGCACACGCCCGCGCGCACGCCCGCCGGGAGGACCAUGGCACUCCUCCCUCCGCGAGUCAUCAGCGGGACCCGCCGUCCUCAACCCCAAACUCAGAGGCGCAGUAAAGGAAUGGCAUUGUUCCUCCUCCUCCUCAUCGUCUCCGCCUUACCGUCCUCCGCUGCUGUGCGCAAUACAUCUGCAGGGUGUGCCAUCAUCCGCCCGCCCCGGGACGGUGGGAUCCGGUACCGGGGCCUGACCCAGGAGCAGAUCCGCAGUGUGCAGGUCCUGCCCGUGGACUACGAGAUCGAGUACAUCUGCAGAGGGAACCGCGUGAUCGUCGGGCCCAAGGUCAGGAAGUGUCUGCCCGACGGCACCUGGACCGACCUGACCCAGCACAGCCGCUGCUUGCUGCUGUGUGCGCGCGUGUGGACGUCCCUGGAGAACGGCCGCGUGUCCCACUGGCCCCCGGGGCCCCCCGUAGAGGGCACGGUGCUCAGCUACAGCUGCCUGCCCGGCUUCAUCCUCAUCGGCCGCAACUCCACCCACUGCAACAAGAUGGGCAAGUGGGACACGCCCAAGCCCGUCUGUCACUAUGAUCGCCACUACACAGGUGAGAUCGCCCCUCUAGUGAUGUGUGAAUGCAUGCUCCUCCACAACUCUGUAUAACUAUGUGAUCUUCUAUCAAACCCACUGCAUGAGAAGCAUACCAUGAGCACGUCCAUCACUGUCACCUUUAGAUUUAUCUCACUGCUACUACCAGUGAUAAAGACCCCUAUAGAGUAUAUUUAAAUAAAUAUACCCUGCUUAAAGUAAUUUAGAAGAUUUCCAAAAUAUAUUGGCUACAAUUUGUAUAAAUGUUUGACAUUUGAUCAUCAAAUAUUGAUGUUAUAUAUGUUAUAAGCUUCGAUGUAGGCCAAUCGCUAUUCAUCGGAAUUCAUUCUCUAUAAUCUUUAAAUCUCCUACUUCCAAAUAUUCGUGUAUAAUCAUUUUAAUAUGAUUCAUAUUUUUAUACAAUACACUGCACCAGAAUGAUUACAGUUUGUUGUUUGUUCUCAACGAUUAUCUUUACUUUGUUUAUGAGAAAAAAUACAGCUAUGUUUACUAUCCAGUUAGUAGGAUGUUAUUUUCCGAUAUUACUGAACAGCAUAUUUUUAGCAAGCUUGGUUAUUCAUUACCUUGUUAUUAAUCCUAAAACAAACCCAAAAAUAUGGCUAUGUUCAAACGUACAUUCAUAAACGGACAGUAUUAUUUAUAUAUCAGUCUACGACACAUGUCCAGUAGAUGGCAGUGUUGAAACGUGGUAAUUUCACCUCGCAGCGUUAGGCUGGGGCCUUCUCGUUCCACGCCAUUGUGCUGUGGUGUUAGGGUGAGCCACAUCCUACAUUGUUUCCUUCCUGCUGACGAUCUCUUUAACAAAGUUGACGCUAUCUGGAAAACAGUGACGCUAGCAUCUGUUAUAUUCUAGGUUUCUACCCUGAACUCUGGAAUAUAAAGAUUUAUCUACAAGUCUACAAUAAGAUAUUCAGAAAGACAGAUUCAUAGGAAUUUAUGCAUGUGUGACCAAGUAUGUUUAUAUACC